AUGGCUCCUCGUUCAGCAACCCUGCUCUCAGCCUUCCUGGCUGCCACCACCGUCUACGCUCUUCCCGGUGCUCCCGCUCCUCUUGAGAAGCGUGCCGAUUGGGUAACAGCCGUAAUUGAUGGAAAGACCGUGUCUUGGGAGAACAACUGGAACGUCCCAGCACAGUCUACCCCUCCGGCUGUAGUUCCCUCUGCUUCAUCCGCACCUCAGAACAACAAUGGAGGCGAUUGGAUUACGGCAACAUACAAUGGACAGACCUUUUCGUGGCAGGCCAAUGCUCCUACUGCCGCACCGGCUUCGUCUACUCCUGCAUCGUCCCCUGCUCAGCCCACCACCGUAGCUGCACCUGCACCUGUUUCCACAGCCAGAAACACCAACCCUGAAUGUAGAGACGUCCAUAUCUUCUUGAGCAAAGGCUGGAACGAGCCUUACCCUGGUCGUCAGGGUAAGCUUGCCGGAGCCAUCUGCUACGGUCUUGAUUCUUGCGACUACGAGGACAUCCUUUUCUACAACCCCGAUGGCAGCGAUUAUUGCACUGCUGUCAAGGAGGGUGACACCAACGGCAUCAACCAGAUGACCGCCUACGCUCAGAAGUGCCCUGGCUCCAAGCUUGUCUUGUCAGGUUACUCUCAGGGUGCCAACGUUGCUGGAGACAUCCUUGGUGGAUCAGACAUCUGCGGAGGCCCCAACCCCGGUCUUGACCCCUCUACCAGCCCAGGUAACCAGCUCGGUGCCAUCCUUCUCUUCGGCGACAACAGACACGUUGCCAACCAGCCCUACAACUACCUCAGCGGUGCCUCCGUCAGCUGCAACGACCCCCGCUCCACAGACUCUCUCAACCGCAUGAACAAGUUCUCUGGUAUCAUGAGAUCUUACUGCGAUGAGUCUGACCCUGUUUGUGCUGCUGCCGGUCCCGGUCCUUUCGACGUCAACAACCAUCUUAACUACUUCGAUCUUUACUCGGACGAUGCUGCCGGUUGGGUCAAGUACAUUCUCGGCUACUAA
Aureobasidium namibiae CBS 147.97 is the source of this 1005-nucleotide messenger RNA. RefSeq names its product alpha/beta-hydrolase. Lineage: Eukaryota; Fungi; Ascomycota; Dothideomycetes; Dothideales; Saccotheciaceae. The transcript has a single exon. Gene Ontology annotation, molecular function: hydrolase activity. The coding region runs from base 1 to 1005 and encodes 334 amino acids. The record is from RefSeq and is a predicted model, not a curated record.